AAGUCACCUACAUCUUGGAUGCCCUGGGGAACCGUGGAAAGCAGCCAACUUGGGAGGAAAUGAGCAUCACACAUUUCACCAGCACGAUAAUGAUCCGCUUGAUUGUGUUGGCGUUGAGCCAUAACAUAGUAUUUGGCAACGAUGAACUCACCUUCGUCACCGCAUGUUGCAGAGAUGACAUAACUUUGCACUGUCCUUUCCUUCAAAACUGUCAGAACUACACCUCUAUUACGUGGUACAAGUUCUACAAUAACAGCAGUGACAGAUCUACAAUGAAAAUCCUCAUAAAGUCUGAAAAUGGCAUCCAGACUGACAAACACAACGAUUCUGUGUCACUGGAUAAAAAUGCAGCUUUGGUCUUAAGGAAAGUUGCUCCUGCAGAUUCUGGGGAAUACAAGUGUUUAAUUAGAGCCAAAGCUGGAGGAAUGAACUGUCAAAAUCGGGUUAGACUUAAUAUCUCAGGUUGUGUGUCAACAACUUCACCCAUCAUCUUUGAUUUCUCCACCAAAUUUAUUAAUGGAUCAUGGCCAAACAUUAGCAUCUCAUUGCCUCACGUGGAUGACGAUUCAGUGCUUUAUGUCCUGUGGGGUUGUGUAGGACUCGCUGUGAGUAAACUUAUCCUCAGUGCCGUUUCCAUAUGCGUUUUCAAGAAGCUCCGAAAACUUAAAAGAAGAAGACAGACUUAAGACCAACCACUGUUUAUCAGCACCUUGUUUGUUUGCAGAGUUUACUCGCCAUACCUUAUAUGGACAUUCCUUACAUUCUGCAAACUUGUGUAAAAGACCAUUGGAUGGUUUAGUAAUUUAACAUUUUAAUAAUUAAUCUGUGAAUUUACCUAUGAAUUAUGAUAAUCUGAGGAACUGAUACUUUAUAUCUGUUAUAUUUAUUUCCAAAAUGGCAUUGCUGUCAUAAGGGCGGGUCAUGGCAGAACAUUUUCUUAAACUUUGAAAUUAUUUUUGGAGGAACUAUGCAGAUUGAAAACUGUUCUGAUGCAUGAUCCACAUUUAAUACACUGCAAAAGAACAAAUUUCUCUUCAUUAUGGAUCUGUCUUACCAGUGUUAUUCUAGUAUUAUUUAUAUACAUUUAUAGUAUUCAGCAUUUUGUAUUUAUUUUAAUUUACUAAAGCAAAUUGUAAUAGUUUUACAAAUAUUCAAACAAAU
Sinocyclocheilus anshuiensis is the source of this 1161-nucleotide messenger RNA. RefSeq lists its product as uncharacterized. Lineage: Eukaryota; Metazoa; Chordata; Actinopteri; Cypriniformes; Cyprinidae. The coding region runs from base 60 to 686 and encodes 208 amino acids. The transcript is spliced from 6 exons. The record is from RefSeq and is a predicted model, not a curated record.